Molecule: messenger RNA, 1777 nt
Organism: Syngnathoides biaculeatus (alligator pipefish)
Lineage: Eukaryota; Metazoa; Chordata; Actinopteri; Syngnathiformes; Syngnathidae
Gene: marcksl1b
Product: MARCKS-like 1b
Exons: 2
Coding region: 236-916 (226 amino acids)
Biological process (GO): actin filament organization; central nervous system development
Cellular component (GO): cytoplasm; plasma membrane
Molecular function (GO): actin filament binding; calmodulin binding
Source: RefSeq, a predicted model, not a curated record
AUGAGUUUAGAGGCUCGAUCUCCCUCCGAGUGACUAGAACGAGCGAGACGGACUUGGCCGAACCUUUCUAAAAAAUAAUCACACUGACAAAAAAAAAAAAAAAAAAAAAUACACUUUUUGUCUCUCCACCGCUGGAUACGCGACUCGACCUGGGGUUGGAUUAACUUCGGGCCACUCUUUUUGUUCCGUUUUUCCUUUUUCAUUUUGCUUUGGGAAGAGGCAGACAAAGAAGACAAUGGGAUCUCAGUCAUCCAAGGGAGGAGGAGAGGUGGCCGUGGAGGCGAACGCCGCCUCCGCCGCCGCCGCCGCCGAUGCUGCGGCUGUCAAAACCAACGGGCAGGAGAAUGGACAUGUGAAGACCAACGGUGACGUCUCCACCAAGCCCGACGGGGAUGCCGCCGCCACCAAUGGCUCGGCCGAAGCCGCCAAGGAGCCCGAAGCCGCCGCAGAGGGCGACGCCAUUGAGCCUGCGCCCGCCGCCGACGGCGAGGCGGCCAAACCCGAAGGCGAGGCCGCGGCUGCCUCCACCGGCGCCGCCAACGAGGCUGGGGCCAAAGAGACCCCCAAGAAGAAGAAGAAGAAGUUCUCCCUGAAGAAGUCCUUCAACUUCAAACUAAACCUGAAGAAGAGCAAGAAGAAUGAGGCGGUCAAGGAGGAGCCGGCGGCCGCCGCGGCCACCGCCGCCGCCGCUUCACCCGAGGAGAAACCCGCUGAGAACGGCGCCGCGGCCGCAGAGGAGAAGAAGGAGGAGGUGAAGGAGGAGGCCCAGGCCGAGGCCCCGAAAGCCGAGGAGGAGGUGGCCAAAGAGGACGCCCCCAAGGAGGAGGCCAAGGAGGCAGCUGCUCCGGCCCCCGAGGCCUCGAAACCCACAGAGGAGAGCAGCUCGACCCCCGCCCCCUCUGAAAAGAAGGAGUGAUUGCACGUGCAACUGGCAACGAACUGGCUGAACUGUUUUUCAGAGAAAGAGAGAGAGAGAAUUUAAGAGUAUAUAUAUAUAUAUAUUUAUAUAUAUAUGUGUAUAUGUAUACAUAUGUAUAUGGAUAUAUGUAUAUGUAAAUAUAUACACAUGUAUGUGAAAGACUCCUUUGACGUGCCACUUUUCGUCAAGACGACAGACGAGAUUCACUAGGUCACUUCCUGUUCGACAUCUGGACCUCGACUGACUUUUUAGGCUUUCGGCGCGGCGGCGGCGAGACGACACCACCAAGCGGACGAAAGAUUGAUGGUUGGAUGGAUGGAUGGAUGGAUGGAUCUUUUACCCACUUUGGGGGAGUGUGGGGGGCACUCAGGGUGCCUCUUUGUUAAAGAAAGAAGAUAGAAAAGGAACAACCUAGGACAACACCACUUGAAAUGACUGUUAAAUAGCUAAAAAAAAAAAUCAAAUCAAAUAAAAAGAAAUCAGAAAAGAGACUCGCCAACUUUUUACAUUCCUAUAUUUUAACCCAAAUUUGAAGUAUUUUGUGGUGUAUUAUAGAGAACCAUCUUAAAAGAAGCUAUGUCUUGUUUGUUUAAAAAAAAAAAAGUUAUAGACAAGUUUUGAUUUUUACCUUACUAUGGAAAAAAAAAAAAGAAAAGAACACUUCAGCUUGCUAUGUUCACUGUUGCGGUUUGAUAUGAAGCAGAGUUGUUUUAUCUGUCGUUUGUGAGCCUGAAUCUGCUUUGUCUCUGUAAAUACAAUUGGAUCGAUUUCUGUUCUUUAUUUUGCUAAUGUCGACAGAUGUUACUGGUUUUAUUGUAAAGUUGAUAAUGGUAAAUAAAUGUUGGUCACCUGCCCGUG